Messenger RNA from Lasiosphaeria miniovina, 1968 nucleotides. Its product is annotated as DNA glycosylase. NCBI's taxonomy places the organism in Eukaryota, Fungi, Ascomycota, Sordariomycetes, Sordariales, Lasiosphaeriaceae. Bases 262 to 1731 code for a protein of 489 amino acids. The transcript is spliced from 2 exons. Gene Ontology annotation, cellular component: nucleus. The record is from RefSeq and is a predicted model, not a curated record. Gene Ontology annotation, molecular function: 8-oxo-7,8-dihydroguanine DNA N-glycosylase activity; damaged DNA binding. Gene Ontology annotation, biological process: nucleotide-excision repair; base-excision repair; base-excision repair, AP site formation.
CCGAACUGACAAUUGACUGGCUUCUUUCUCACUUUUACAUCAACUCGAGAUGCUGCCCACAGCUGAUCACAAAUUUUCUGUUCUCAGAUCCCACGGGCCGUGCUGAUUUAUCCUGGAUUUUCUGUUUAUCUCAUAUCUCCAUUUCAACGGACAACAGGUCUUUAUUUACCAAAUAACGUGGAAACCACGCUGAAUUCAGCUCGACCCCUUUCGCAGCGGGCUGCACCCACUUCCAUAAUUAAGGCCCCUUUCAACAUAGAAAUGGGAGGCGUGCAGAGAGCAGUGUCUGAGUGGCAAAAGCUGCCCCUGAGUCUCACCGAGCUGUGCAUCGACACAACGCUGAGAUGUGGACAGUCUUUCAGAUGGCGCAAGAUUGACGAUGAAUGGCAUUGUGUUCUUCAGGGCUGCAUCAUCUCGCUGAAGCAAGAUGCAGCUCACCUGCACUACAGGGCCAUCUGGCCCAGCCACAAACAGAAACUCUCUGCUGCCGUCGCCCCCCGGACGCCCCUUUCGCUCACAUACUCAUGUCCCUCGCCCAGGGUCAAGGAGGAGCAGGACGACGGGGUGCAGGUCGCGUCUGCCUCUGUAUCGGCACACGACAGCGACGUCGACGAUGACGACGGCACGGCCAGAUUUCUGCGCAGCUACUUCGCCCUCUCGCACUCGCUGUCGGCCAUGUACGAGCAGUGGGCGUCGUCCGACGCCAACUUUGCCCGCCGCGCGCCGGCCUUCACGGGCAUCCGCAUCCUGAACCAGGACGCGUGGGAGACGCUGGUCGCCUUCAUCUGCAGCAGCAACAACAACAUCUCGCGCAUCAGCCAGAUGGUGCACAAGCUGUGCCUCCACUACGGGCCCUACAUCGGCACCGUGGCCGGCGAGACCUUCCACGACUUCCCCGGCCCCGAGGCCCUGGCCGGGACCCGCGUCGAGGCCCACCUGCGCGAGCUCGGCUUUGGCUACCGCGCCAAGUACAUCGCCGAGACGGCACGCAUUGUCGCCACGGAGCGUCCGGCGGGCUGGCUGCGCCAGCUGAGGAACCCAGAGUGCCCGGCCCUUGACGCGCUUGGCGGCGGCGGGGUCGGGGACGCCAAGGAAGAAAAGAACGCCGAGCCAACAGCUCCAAGCUACAGAGCCACCCACGAGGCGCUGGUGGAGCUCUCGGGGGUAGGUCCCAAGGUCUCCGACUGCGUGUGCCUUAUGGGCCUCGGCUGGGGUGAGGCGGUGCCCGUCGACACGCACGUCUGGCAGAUUGCUCAGCGAGACUACGCGUUCGGCAAGGGCGGGAAGAGCAAGACCUUCUCCAAGGCCACGUACGACGCCGUCGGAGACCACUUCCGCAAGAUCUGGGGUCCCCACGCCGGCUGGGCGCAGAGCGUGCUCUUCACCGCGAACCUCAAGUCCUUUUCGCAGCAGGCGUCAGGCGCCAAGGCGGAGGUCUCGUCCGCUGCGAUCAAGGUGGAAGAGGCCAAAGAGACGACGGCGCUUGCUGGCAAACCGGCUGCGAGGGUAACGAAGAGGAAGACGGUUGUAACAGAGGUCUCGUCCGCUGUGGUCAAAGUGGAAGAGAUCACAGAGACGACGGCGCUGGUUGGCAAGCCGGCCGCGCGGGUAAAGAAAAGGAAGACGGUGGUGGCAAAGGUGGCUCUGAAACUUGAGGACGACGACAUUCAGGUUGCUGAGGCCAAGAUCUCAACGUUGAGGACGAGCAAGCGACUGAGAACUCGUGCCUAGAGGACCAUAGAGCGCUGCUUCGAUCUACACUGUGGAAAGCAAGAUUAGCCUCAGCAAGACCUUGAUUGUUGAUUACAGAUAUUUGUUUAGCUAAGGCAUUCGUUGAGCGAAAUGCAUUGUACAACAUAAUACAUAUUUUAUUGUGGCACAUAGCAGUGAGUUAUAAGCUACGUCCCUUAAUUUAGAUACUGUGGAAGGCCGCUCUUCCUCGGUGGAUCACAACUAACUAAGAAAAGG